Messenger RNA from Plasmopara halstedii, 499 nucleotides. RefSeq lists its product as uncharacterized. NCBI's taxonomy places the organism in Eukaryota, Oomycota, Peronosporomycetes, Peronosporales, Peronosporaceae. The record is from RefSeq and is a predicted model, not a curated record.
ACGUUUGACCAAUCAAGAAAAAUGACAGAAAAUGCCACGUCAAAGUCAAGUUUGAACACUGAUACGCAUAAAUUUCAGCGCAAUUCGCUUCAAAAGUGGCUUCUAUCUUACUGUUCGUCAAUCGUCACAAACAUAAACGCUCAGUUAUUCUGCAUUUUCGUCUUCUAAUCGUGUGGUAACCGAUGUGGGACUUGAGAAGAAAAUCAAAGGUCAAAAUGUCUCAACAUUCUUACAUCAAUGCUGUUCAGAAUAGAUCAUUUUUGAAUCCAUUGACGCGAGCAAAAAGAAAGGCAUUUGCUCGACUGUCGUUCACUUGCAGAUGCAAUGAAUCUCGCGACCACUACGCAUUUGUUAUGGGGAUGUAGCGUGUCAAGAGGCAGAAAUAUGAAGAUCUGAAAUGUGGAGACAUUUGCUCUUUUGAUUGCAUGAGAAGAUCGAAUUGGCUUCAUUAUCGAAGUCGCAUUGGAACAUCAAAAGUGCUCACAGUAACAUCAAACAA